Messenger RNA from Bombina bombina (fire-bellied toad), 4697 nucleotides. RefSeq names its product CTR9 homolog, Paf1/RNA polymerase II complex component (gene CTR9). Lineage: Eukaryota; Metazoa; Chordata; Amphibia; Anura; Bombinatoridae. Gene Ontology annotation, cellular component: Cdc73/Paf1 complex. Gene Ontology annotation, biological process: regulation of DNA-templated transcription. Gene Ontology annotation, molecular function: RNA polymerase II complex binding. The record is from RefSeq and is a predicted model, not a curated record.
UUUACGUAUUGUCCUAAGCAGGCAGCCGUAGUCUCCAGCUGGAGGCCUCUGUGGUGGAAACAUGUCGCGCGGCUCCAUAGAAAUCCCCCUUCGUGACACCGAUGAGGUCAUUGAGCUUGACUUUGACCAGCUACCAGAAGGGGAUGAAGUUAUAAGUAUCUUGAAACAGGAACAUACCCAGCUGCACAUAUGGAUUGCUUUGGCGUUGGAGUAUUACAAGCAGGGGAAAACGGAAGAUUUUGUGAAGCUUCUAGAGGCUGCACGUAUCGAUGGAAAUUUAGAUUACCGGGACCACGAAAAAGACCAGAUGACAUGUCUGGAUACGCUGGCUGCAUAUUAUGUGCAGCAAGCACGCAAAGAGAAAAACAAAGACAACAAGAAAGAGCUUAUUACGCAAGCUACUCUCCUGUACACCAUGGCCGACAAAAUCAUUAUGUACGAUCAGAACCACUUGCUAGGAAGAGCCUGCUUCUGUCUGCUGGAAGGUGACAAGAUGGACCAGGCAGAUGCACAGUUCCACUUUGUGCUCAACCAGUCUCCAAAUAAUAUACCUGCUCUGCUUGGUAAAGCUUGCAUCUCUUUUAACAAGAAGGACUACAGAGGUGCUCUGGCGUACUAUAAGAAAGCACUUCGUACAAACCCAGGCUGUCCUGCUGGUGUCAGGUUAGGCAUGGGGCACUGCUUUGUAAAACUAAACAAGCUGGACAAAGCUCGCGUGGCCUUUGGACGGGCACUAGAUCUGAAUCCACAGUGUGUAGGUGCCUUGGUUGGUUUGGCUGUUCUGGAACUGAAUAACAAAGAGGCUGACUCCAUAAAAAAAGGUGUCCAGUUACUCUCUAAAGCCUACACAAUAGAUCCUAGUAACCCUAUGGUUCUGAAUCACUUGGCCAACCACUUUUUCUUCAAGAAGGAUUACAGUAAAGUACAGCACUUGGCCCUGCACGCAUUCCACAAUACAGAAGUAGAAGCCAUGCAGGCAGAAAGCUGCUACCAGCUUGCCAGAUCGUUCCAUGUGCAGAAAUAUUUCUUGGCCUCAUUAGACCGCAAGGCUGAAGGUGAACAUGACGAGCAUUACUACAACGCCAUCUCAGUUACUACCACUUAUAACCUUGCACGGCUCUAUGAGUCUCUCUGUGAAUACCAUGAAUCUGAGAGGCUCUACAAGAAAAUUCUGAGAGAGCAUCCCAACUAUGUGGAUUGUUAUUUGCGUCUAGGAGCCAUGGCAAGAGACAAAGGAAAUUUCUAUGAAGCCACUGAUUGGUUUAAGGAAGCUCUACAGAUUAAUCAGGAUCAUCCUGAUGCCUGGUCCUUGAUUGGGAACCUGCACUUGGCAAAACAGGAAUGGGGACCAGGGCAAAAGAAAUUUGAGCGCAUUUUAAAGCAGCCAUCCACGCAGAAUGACACCUACUCCAUGUUGGCACUUGGCAAUGUGUGGCUGCAGACUCUGCACCAGCCCACCAGGGACAGGGAGAAGGAAAAGCGUCACCAGGACAGAGCACUGGCGAUUUAUAAGCAGGUCCUGAGAAAUGACGCAAAGAAUCUCUUUGCAGCAAAUGGCAUAGGGGCCGUUUUGGCACACAAGGGUUAUGUGCGGGAAGCACGUGACGUAUUUGCCCAAGUCAGGGAGGCAACAGCAGACAUCAGCGACGUAUGGCUGAACCUGGCCCAUAUCUACGUGGAACAGAAGCAGUACAUCAGCGCAGUUCAGAUGUAUGAAAAUUGUCUGCGGAAGUUUUACAAACACCAAAACACUGAAGUCCUGCUGUACUUGGCCCGUGCUCUCUUUAAAUGUGGCAAAUUGCUUGAGUGUAAACAGAUCUUACUCAAGGCCAGACAUGUGGCACCCAAUGAUACAGUCCUGAUGUUUAAUGUGGCUUUAGUGCUUCAGAGACUAGCAACCUCUGUCUUGAAAGAGGAAAAGAGUAACCUAAAGGAAGUAUUAAAUGCUGUGAAGGAGCUAGAACUGGCUCACAGGUAUUUCAGUUAUUUGACCAAAGUAGGAGACAAAAUGAGGUUUGACUUGGCAUUGGCGGCUACAGAAGCACGGCAGUGCUCAGAUCUGCUGAGUCAAGCUCAGUACCAUGUGGCUCGUGCCCGCAAGCAAGAUGAAGAGGAGAGAGAGCUACGGGCCAAACAGGAACAUGAGAAGGAACUCUUGCGUCAGAAACUAAUGAAGGAACAGGAAGAGAAGAGACUCAAAGAAAUCGAGGAGCAGAAGAAACUUCUGGAACAAAGAGCUCAGUAUGUGGAGAAAACAAAGAAUAUCCUUCAGUUCACCGGGGAGAGUGAAGGACCAAAAGAGAAGAAGCGAGGCGGUGGUGGCGGAAGGAGAAGCAAAAAAACAGGGGAGUUUGAUGAAUUUGUUAACGAUGGCUCUGAUGAAGAUUUGCCUGCCAAGAAGAGAAAGCGAAAGAAGGGCCAUAGUAGCAGUGAGCAAGAGGGAGGAGAAACGCAAGACGGAGAGAAGAAGAAGAAAAAGAGGAGGCGACCACAGAGAACUACAGAGGGAUCAGAUGAUGAUGAUCAGCCUUCACAACCUAGAAAACGCCAGCCGAAAAAGAAAGAGAAGCCAGUUAAAGUUGUUGAUCGUACUCCUCCUUCAAUGAAAGGUAAAAUCAAAUCUAAAGCCAUCAUCUCAUCUAGCGAAGAUUCCUCUGAUGAAGAUAAACUUAAAAUUGCAGUUGAUGGAAACGCCAGGAACAGCAACAGUGAUUCAGACGACCAAGUCAGAAAUUCAAGGAAGAAAAUUAUGUCAGAUAGUGAUUCUGACAACCAGAAUAAAUCAGGCAGUGAGGGAGGGAGCCCGCAAAGAUCCCAACAGUCUGACGAGGAUUCUGAUAACGCAUGGGCAAGGAAGAGACAAAGAUCCGUUUCUGGUUCUGACGAGGGUUCAGUGCAGUCCAAGCGAAGCCGCAGUGGUGGAUCAGAUGUGGAUUCUGUCAAAGACUCAGACAGGGGGUCCGACAAUGAGGGCUCAGCCAGACACUCUGAAAAUGAAUCCGACCAAGGAGGGUAUAAUAAUGAGAAAUCAGAUCGUGGCUCUGAUGAUAGUGACUAAAUGUUUUCAUUUCUUCGACCUUACUGUAAAUAUUUUUCCCUUGUUUAAAAGAAAAGAGAGAGAGAUUUUUAACAUUCAAUGAUUGUCCACGUGAAUUUGUUACAAUAUUUUUUUAUUUUCAGAGGUACUUAUUUUAUGCAAAUAAAUUAACUCUCUUGUUACAGCUUUAAUUACCGUACACUAAAUACAUUGUGUGUAUAAAAUGUGAUGCAUUUAAAAUAAUGCAAGUGACUGCAUCAGGAAAAAAAUGGAUUGGAUUGAAUUAUUGCUCAAUGUGAAUAAGUCAAAAGUAUGAUCCUCCCUUUCUUUUCUUUUUUCUUUCUUUUGAGAUAUAUAUAUAUAUAUAUAUAUAUAUAUAUAUAUAUACUCUUGAUCAAACUGUACAUUUUAAUUAAUUUAGGAAUGUGUAGUUGUACGUUCUGUUUGUUAUAUGAACAGUUAACUAUAAUUUGCUUGAAGCUGCGCUUUGUAUUGAUUGAUGAAGACAAGGAAUUUGUUCGUUUGUGAUAUAAUUUUUUUUCCCCUUUAAAUAUCUGUCAUUUAGUAAAUGAUGUAUUUCUCUGAACUGGAUUGUCAGUAAUGAAAAUUUAGAAAAUGUGUAGUAGUUAAAUCAAGCCAUGUUUAUAAGCUCCAGCCAUUGUCAAAGCCUUAGAUAGACCUAUUUAAAGGGACACUAAACCCCAAUUUUUUCUUUAAUAAUUCAGAUAGAGCAGCAAUUUUAAGAAACGUUCUAAUUUACUCCAUUAUCAUUUUUUUUUCUCCGUUCUCUUGCUAUCUUUAUUUAAAAAGCAGGAAUGUAAAGCUUAGCAGCCGGUCCAUUUUUGGUUCAGGACCUGGGUUACGCUUGCUUAUUGGUGGCUAUGCAGGGUGCUAAACCUAAAAUGGGUCGGCUCCUAAACUUUACACCCUUGCUUUUUAAAUAAAGAUAGCAAGAGAAUGGAGAAAAAUUGAUAAUAGGAAUAAAUUAGAGAGUUGCUUAAAAUUGCAUGCUCUAUCCAUUCAUUAAAGAAAUAAAAAAAUGGGUGCAGUAUCCCUUUUUAAUGAGCAUACCAGCCAGCUGAUUUUACUGACCACCCAGUUAAAAUUUAAGCUAAUAAAAAAACUAAAAUGACAAAUAUAUUUUUCUUUUAUUUCAUUUGAUGUUAAAUUAUGUAAUUCAUGUGUGCUAGUUUGAAAUAUUAUAACUUCCUGUUAUUUAUAAAUAUUAAAGUAUUACACUGACCCCACCAAGCUUCUUCAGAAUGCCACCUGGCUGGCAGAAUGUUCUGUGAUAAAAACGGUAUUGUGCAUAUGAAAGAGCAAUAUCAUUGUUAUAUAUGUUUUGUUUUAUUGAUUUAAAAACGUACAGGAAGGGCCUGUUUGUUUGAGAGCUCUGUUUAGUAGUCAGUGAGCAACAAAUUUCACGUUUGAGGCUUUUGAUGUCAACCAACUGAACAUAAUUAUGUAUUUUUCUGCAUAGAUCUACAUAUAAAUGAUAAAAUAUCUGAACUGCAACAAAAAAUGUUCCCUGAGGCUUGAAUAAGUUAGUGUCUUAGGUUGAAACUUCUCAAGUCAAACAUCAUCUUCCUCUGUUUUAUAUCCUUCCUAUUAAAUUUCUAUCAGGUGCAACAGUAAUGUAUUAAACGAUUUAAUAGUAAAA